Tripterygium wilfordii is the source of this 2436-nucleotide messenger RNA. Its product is annotated as PTI1-like tyrosine-protein kinase At3g15890. The coding region runs from base 380 to 2206 and encodes 608 amino acids. Gene Ontology annotation, cellular component: plasma membrane. Gene Ontology annotation, molecular function: protein kinase activity; ATP binding. Gene Ontology annotation, biological process: protein phosphorylation. Lineage: Eukaryota; Viridiplantae; Streptophyta; Magnoliopsida; Celastrales; Celastraceae. The record is from RefSeq and is a predicted model, not a curated record. The transcript has 9 exons.
UCACAUUUUAAGGGGAAUUUCAGAUGCCACGUGGCACACAGAUGGACCCAACCAGAUUAUUAUACUCACCAAUCUUGCAUUGAAGGGUUACUGGCAACGAAAAAAUAAAAUCCUAUUUAGGUUGUGUUCUUAUGCGACUUUGUUUUGGUCGCAUUGGCAUUUACAAAGCAAGAGUUGAUACUUUAGACUGGACCAUCUCUCCUGUACAUUGGUGAAUUGGUUGUUCUUAGCAAUUAUUUUGCCGUCAUUAAUUACAUGCCUAGAUAUCCCCGAGGCCCAGAAUCCUUUAGGCCAUUGUUCCGGGUUACAUAUUUCUUGCUCCGGCUUGUAGGAACUCCAGAAUCCAGUCACAGCUUUUGAGUUUUGAGCAGCCAUAUCCAUGGAAGCUCAGAGGGUGGUGUUGAUCCAGGAUGCAUCAAAGGAAGUCAGUCCAGGUGCUAUCAGGUGGGCACUGCACGGCUUAUCACUGAAGCCUGGAGAUGUGUUCAUCCUCGUAGGAAUUCUUCAGCAGGUUAAUAACCCUAUGGGAUACAAAAGCAGAGUGGAUUCACAUCCAAUCAUCGGAACCAACCAGAGAAUUGUUGCCCUAGAAAAAGCAAGGAAGAGGGAAGAAUACGAGAACAAUGUGGAACUUGUUCAGAUUGCUAAAAUGUACGAAAUCCAGAAGGUUGAAUUUAAGAUAGAGGUGGCAAGCGGACCUUCACCAAGUGCAAUUGCAUUAGAAAUGGCAGGAAAUCUGAAGGCCACAUGGGUGAUACUUGACAGGCAGAUGAAAAAAGACAGAAUGUACUUCCUGGAGAACCUUUCAUGUGGAAUAUCGAGGAUCAAGCGUGAUAACAAGAUUAAGCAAUUGAGAGGACCCAGAGCAAUGAAAAGUAACAAGUUUAUAGGUGACGAAAGACGUAACAGCAAAUUCACUUACGAUGAAAUGGUGCCAGGACUCCCAGAAGAGAAAGAUCUUUUCAGCGUUGAACUGCUGCCAACAGGCCAAACAGAAGAUGGUCAAGCAAGUGAGGUUCAAGAAUUGACACAAAGCAACAGCACCAAUGACACCAUGAAGCAAAUAAAAUCUAAGCAAAUGCUUAAAGAGUCAACAUGCGUCAUCUGCAAUAAUCGACAGCCAAAUACAGGAUGGAGAACAGACUUCACGUACGCUGAAAUCCAAGCUGCGACAGACUGGUUUUCAAGAAAGAACUCUCCGUCCAUAGGACUUGGAUUUUCUUUCAGAGGUCAGCUAAAAUGUGGGCAAGAAAUUUUCGUUAAACAAUAUCAAGUUUUAAACUCUAUAGAAGAAGAGAAAUUUGAUUCUGAAGUCCACAAAUUCAGCAAAGCUAGACAUAAAAACAUAACCAAGCUGCUGGCAGCAUGUAAGGAAGGAAAUGACAGGCUGCUUGCAUACGAGUAUGUGUGCAAUGGUUCUCUUGACCAACAUCUAUCAAAGCCCCUGGCUUGGAUGGAAAGGACAACAGUACUGCUGGGUGCAUCCAGGGGUCUCAACUACUUACAUGAAAGCAACAUAGUUCACAAAAAUAUAAGAACAAGUAACAUUCUUCUAAAACAUGAUUUUGAACCACUGCUUGGAGAUUUUGGGCUUCCAAGCACACAAUUGCAUCAUAUCUCAGAGGGAACAACAGCUAGAAUUUCUCAAUACUUGGCACCAGAAUAUGGAGAGAAAAGGAAAUUCUCAACACAGACAGAUGUUUACGCCUUUGGCGUGGUUGUGCUGGAGGUGAUCACAGGCAUAAAGACUACAGACAUGAUACAAGGGGAAAAGAGCCUUGUGGAAUGGGCAACACCACUACUGAAAGAAAGAAGGUACCUUGAGUUAAUUGAUCCCAGAAUCGCCAAGUCUCAUGAUGUCUACCAACUCUUCUGGAUGGCUCGAGUGACACAGAAGUGUCUAAGCAAGAAUCCUAAGAAAAGAUUGACCAUGGAUAAGGUGGUCUCUGCUUUGGAAGAAAUCAUAGAAAGGAAAUCGAGUCACGUACUCGAAGAAUUAUUUCCGACGAAAUGGUAUUCCGGACGAGGGAUCUCGAACUGGAAUGGCUUACGAGGGUUUGGAAAAGCAACUGAAGACGUAAGCUUCACGAGCCACAGCAGAUCUUCAUCCACCUCUUCAACAUCAUCAACCACAAACAAAAUUUCUCUUCGUAGAUCGAAAUCGGAAAGCAGAGGUAGAGUUCUCUACGCAGAAAUGCUCAACUGACCCGUUGGGAAGCGGUUUUUUUUGUCGUUGAGAUUUUAAGUAAUUAAGAUUAUAUAGUAAUAAUUAUGGGCCUGAAGUUUGGUCCCUAGCCCAAUUAGUGGGCUCCUCACGAGGCCCCCGAGUGUUACUUGGGCUUCUAUUUUAGACGAAGAAAAAACUCCGAAUACUAAUACGGUGAUGCAUCGAUGGUCCAUGCAGUAUGAGUAAUGCUAGUGUCUUAAUAUUGUGCC